GGUUUGGGCGCCCCGGCCGAGUGAAAUAAUCUGGAUCCUGAUUUACAUAUGCAAAUUGUGUGCUUAAUGGCGUGACCUAGUCAUGUGAUUUUUAGGGUUCGGAAUAGUUUUGGCCAGGCACUUGGCUUUGCCCUAAUUCUGCUGAAAAUGGCUCCAGCGUGGCCGAUUCCCCUGCACCCCUAAUUCACUUAGUUAGCGAAUCCAUAAUUUGGCCGGGGCGCCCAAACAUUGGCUUACACCCAUGGGAGUCGCGGCUGUCUGUGCUGAUUAUGCCCCCCGAUAAGCUACACAUGCCCCCCAAUCAAUGGGGCCCCCACUGCCCCCCUAUCACUCUGCUCUAACGCUUCCCCUUACUGUUCUGUUUUGCUCGCCAAUGGCACUUUAUGGCAGAGGAGCUGACAGUCGGACGCUGACAUGCACUUAUCUUCCUGUUGCAGGUUGGGGGCUGGGCACCUGGUCGGACUGAAGGAGAGGGGGACGCAGGGCACGGCCAUGGCUGAGUCAUCAGUGGAACCGGCGUCACCAUCCAACACUGUGGAAAUGAGGAGUGCAUCCAGCAGCCUGGAAUCAGGUGAAAUGGACUGUUCCGAAAGCCAAGAUACUGAUGGAGCUGAGAGCAAGGACUGUGAGCCGACAGUUUCUAAUGCGAAUUGUGCGAAGCUGAAUGAUUUCAAUGGAAACUCCGGCACCAGUGACCCGAAUGACAACGGUACCAACGGGCCGAGGGAGGAGUCUCUGGACAAGAAAAAUGGAUCUGAAGAUGGGAAUAAAGCCACGCAGAUCUUCUUUGUAAACCAGAUGAAUAUCUAUUGGAGCCCGAGUGAUACCAAUCAAGGGGAGAAAAACCACCCGAAGAGGAGACACAGCACAGGCAAUGAGGAAAGUGAGAGCAAACGCAAGAAACCAACGCGCUCACCUCUCAGGGACACGGGCAGUAACGCCACAGAAAACGCCAGUUAAUGAGGCAGUGCCAGCUGCCAGCACCACCGCCCCAAAGGGGAUCAGAAUGGGGUUUCCAUUUAGAACCCAGAGGAGUGACAGGGAGUGACAUUUUUUGUACCUAAAUAAAUGGGCAUUUUUUUUCUAGUGGAUGAAAGUAGGAACCAGCGGAAUAACGACAUGUUGUGCAACGGGCGCCAAUAAGCCGCUGAUUACGGGCAAUGGAAAGGCCAACAUUUUAAACUAGGGUCCCAGUUUUGGGCACAGCUUGGCAAAUAUACUCAGCAACCAACUAAGGGCAAUUAACAAAGGGAAAGGGGCUCUAUACUGGGAACAUUGCUUCUCUAUACAACGCAUAGCAACCGGCAAUGCCAACAUCUGUCUCUGAGCUUUCCAUAUGAUGGUGCCAGGGCAGGAGGGCAGCCAGUGAUACUGGGGGGGACAGUCAGGUUAUGGGCAUCCCCAACAACAGGGGUCCCCAACCUUUUUUGCAUCACGGACCGGUUUCAAGCAAGACAAUUUUCCCAAGGACCGGGGAUGGGGGGGCGCACCUAGUGCAUAGUAUAUAAUUUAAUUACAUAUAUAAUGUAAAUAUCAUUAUUAAAUGUUAUAUUAUGCACUUUAUUAUAAUUAUAUACAGCUUAAUAAAGUACUUUGGUCCUUGUCCUGA
Messenger RNA from Xenopus tropicalis (tropical clawed frog), 1609 nucleotides. RefSeq lists its product as uncharacterized. Bases 415 to 960 code for a protein of 181 amino acids. The record is from RefSeq and is a predicted model, not a curated record. The transcript is spliced from 6 exons. Lineage: Eukaryota; Metazoa; Chordata; Amphibia; Anura; Pipidae.